AUGGCGCGCGAUAUGCCUGAUGCCCAGGCGAUUCUUGCGCAUCAGAUCACGCCAGCGCUGAUACUCAACCGCUCCGGCACCGUCGUCGCUGCAAACGAAGGCAGCGUCCGACUCCUGUCGCCCUUGCGACAAGACGCGUCUUUUGCCACAGAAGGCUCGUUGCUUGGCGAAAAUAUUGCCGAUCUUGCACAGAUUCCAUUGCCUGGUGCUUUACCAGUUCUGUGGACCUGGAGUUCUAUUCUAGCUGCUGCCAUCGAUAUUAGCGAAUCAGGUGCUGCCAAUAGACAAAAUAUCCGCGGAUACGUUUCUACGACAGAUUACUGUCAAAACGCCGAUAACUUUUGGGACGAUGAAGCUGAGCAACAAGCAAUCAUCGAAAGCAAUGUAUACGUUACCCGGUAUUCCUCACAAGCGGGCAUACCUAGCGCCAACGACUCCGAUGACGCUACCAGUGUAGUCAGAGCCCGAGCAUCUGUUCACUGGUUAUCGUCCGAUCUUGACGGCGUCUUCUUGAUCAUCUUCAACCGGACGUCCUUGCCACAUCAAACAGCGCCGGCUUCACCAGCUGCAAAGAAAGACCCAAUCAAUGCUUUCGAACGACAAAAUGAUUAUCAGUCCUUGGAUAGCAAUGAUACCUCAGACAAAACUGAUACAUCGGACGUCGCCUACGCUAUCAUUCCUCACAUUAUCGCAACAAUGGACAAAGAUGGGCAAGUUGUCAAAUUAUCCAAGUCUUGGUAUUCGUUCUCAGGGUUGAAUGAAGAACAGAGUUUAGGAAGCGGAUGGAUAUCCACAAUGUUUCCCGAUGAUGUCCAGGAAAUGACAUCGGCCUGGGCUGAUGUUAUCCAGCAUGAACGCUCGCAUUGGACGCAUCAAGCUCGUUACCGGAGGGCCUCAGACGGAACCUUCUGCUGGUUUUUGAUACGCGCCGAACCAUAUCGAGAUGCCAAAGGAAAGGUCCUUCGCUGGUACGUGUCCAUGAUGGACAUUCACGAAUGGGUCGUUGCUCGGCUUAAGGCAGACAUACGACGGCAGUCAAUCAUCACACUUUUCGCGCAAACGGAUGUUAUGUUGUGGGGAAUCGACAAGACCAAUCAAAUGUAUAUAUGCGAGGGGCGCUUAAAGUGGGACCCUAGUAGGGUCGUAAAACUUUUGGAAAGUACCAGAGGAGAACAAGAUAUACCGUACAUUGAAUCACCGGAAGAGACCUAUCGCAACCCAGACCAAGAAUUGGUUCAUACUAUCCAAGGAGUUCUCAAGGGACGCACCUUCAGUCCGAUCGUGGAACAUUGGGAAGAUGAUCGUUAUUUCCGGACUCGUUUUGUUGCAGAACAUGUCCCUCCAUGCGUGGAUGGGAGCGCAACAAGUGAGGAUGUUGUGCAGGCUGCACUAGCUCUCACAUUUGACAUCACCGAAGAAAAGGCGCGGUCUGUCCUACUGACGGAGAACAAGAGACUCGUCGCCAAAGAGAAAGCCGCGCUCGAUGCCAGCAAUUUGAAGAGUAGAUUUCUCGCAAAUAUGUCUCACGAAAUCCGUACUCCAAUAUCCGGAAUCAUUGGUCUGAGUGAGCACCUUUCUGAUUGUGGGCUCAAUGAAGAACAAUUGGAAUUCAGCAACUCCAUUGAAGAGAGCGCAAAAUUUCUCCUCACUCUCAUCAACGAUGUGUUGGACUUCAGCAAGAUGGAAUCUGGUCACAUGGAUAUUGAGCAAAUACCCUUCUCGCCUUACAAGCUCAUUAGCGACACACUUAUCCCAUUGCGACUUCAGGCAAGGGAACGAGGCCUGUCUCUGAACUUUAGGUGCGAUCUCAAGCCUGAUGCACUCUUCCUGGGAGAUCCCUGGAGGUUGCGCCAGAUUCUCACCAACUUGAUUGGAAAUAGUCUCAAGUUCACACAGGAGGGUCACAUUGCACUUAGCGUUCACGAGGCCGGAAAGAAGGACAACCAAGUUAUCCUCAAAUUCGUUGUGAAGGACAGCGGAGUAGGCAUUUCGGAAGAAGCGAUCAAACAACUCUUCAAACCGUUCAGCCAGGCCGAUGGCUCAACAGCAAGACUCUAUGGCGGCACUGGGCUGGGCUUGGCAAUUUGCCGACAAUUAGUUGAGCUUAUGGGUGGGCAUAUCGGGCUGGAAUCCGUUCAUGCAGAAAGCACCACCGCAACUUGCAAGAUCCCUUUCCAGAUCUACCAUGGGCCAAGUCAUGGUCUACUCAUAUCGACCGCUUUACCUGGCCGGGCAAAGAUACAGAAUCCUGAAGAGAACGCGAACACCAAGAAGGCUCGCCACCUCAGUCCUCCCGAUGGUACGGACGGCAUGACGUUCGACUCCUUCGCAAUCACGAACACACCAGGGAUCGGCAACCACAUCCUACUCGUGGAGGACAAUCCCAUCAACCGGAAAGUGAUCUCCAUCGCAUUGAAAAAGCUAGGCUUUGUCGUCUCAGCCGUAUGGAACGGCCAAGAGGCACUCGAUUUCCUUUGCAAGGAGUCGACAGAACUUCGGCCCGAUGCCAUACUAAUGGACUGCAUGAUGCCAAUUGUCGACGGAUAUGAGGCCACGCGGCGCAUCCGCAACGACAAGACUUUGUUCAACGAGCAAGUACGGGAGCUGCCGAUCAUUGCGUUGACCGCUAGCGCAAUCAAGGGCGAUAGAGAGAGGUGUUGGGAUGCAGGUAUGGACGACUAUCUAACGAAGCCGGCUGCUAGAGAUGAGCUGAGACGCACACUGGCAAGAUGCCCUCGCAACCACCGGACCGAGAUGUUCUCAAAGUCGACCUUUUGCCUCGCGUUAAACGCAUGCCUGAACCUCGUUGCGACAGCGUCACAAGCAUUUUCUAAACAUACCGAGCACCCUGAGAGUUCCGACAAAGUCUCUAUCAACUGGACAGAUGCGUCCAGCGUUCUAGGCAGACCCGACACCUAUCUCGGAAAGCUGGCUGUACCCCUCGACUAUACGCUGCCCCAAUCGAAGAAUAACACGCUCACCCUCAACAUCCUGAAAGUCAAAGCGACAAAAGAGCCAAAACUAGGAAGUGUGUUGACAAACUGGGGUGGCCCAGGCUUGCCUGCAACAGACUGGCUUUUGCAACAAGCUAGUUAUGUCCUUGCCAUGACAGGUGGCCAAUACGAUAUCAUCGGCCCCGACCCCAGAGGCACUGGCACAACGAUGCCCGUAGAUUGCUACAACGACGAGAUGGGACGAAUGGUUGCGACGUUGCGUACACCAACGAGGACCAACUCUUCUGAUAUUGCGUUGGGCGCUGUCUGGUCUUACACCAAGCAGUACGCGGCGCGCUGUUUUCAGAACGAGGCAGUGAAUGGAUCAUUGAUGAGCACUGCUUUCGUUGCCAGAGACUUCAUGAAGGUUGUCGAUGCUUUGACUGUGGAAGGCGAGGAUGGUCUUCUCCGGUACUGGGGAAUAUCCUACGGAACGUAUCUUGGCCAGGUCAUAGCUGCCAUGUUCCCAGAGAGGGUCGAGCGAAUGAUGCUGGAUGGUGUUCUCCAUCCGCUCGAGUAUCAGCAAGGAUGGGAGACUGGCCCGGCUAUGUCAUCGCCCAUUGCAUUGAUGGAGUUCACCAAACAAUGCAUCGAUGCCAGACCCUCUUGCUCCCUCUUUCGCCCCAACCUCUCGUCCUCCGCACUGUACGAACAAAUCCAAAGCGUCGCCGAAAAAGCCAAGCGCGAGCCAAUCGUUAUGGGCCCCAACGUCACCACCGAUAUCGUAACCUACGAGAAGAUCGCCGAGGCCAGUGACACGGCUCUGCGCAUGGGUCUGGCGUCCGGGUCUUACUUGGCAGGCUAUCUCAACAGCAUCAUGGUCCACGAGACCCCAGAAUACAACCAUACCGAAUAUCUGCUCAACCGCUCCUUCAUUGUGCAGGAUGCAGCGGUCAAUGCAGACAACACGCAGCUCAUCCGCUGCUCCGAUGCCAUGUUCCGCGCCGACGAGCUGACCGACAUCGAGGAACGCGUGCAGCACAUAUCCGAAUUGGGCGACUGGAACAGCGAUUACAUCAUCGGCUCGUAUAUUAUGUGCUCGCAGUGGAAGGUUCAAGCCAAAGAACGGUACGAGGGCGACUUCAAAGCCAAGACGAAAAACCCCGUGUUGCUCAUCGGUUCGCCAUAUGACGUCCGCACUCCGAUCUCUGGGGCUUUUGUGGCGAACAAGAUACUGGAUGGUAGUGUUGUGCUUCAACACAACGGUCUCGGGCACACGGUUAUGCACAGCCCCGGGACCUGCGCCAUUAUCGCAACCGCUGCGUAUUUCGUGAACGGAACUUUGCCGGAAGAAGGGACGGUGUGCGGGCAAGACUUUGGUAUCUUCUCUGGAAAAAGCUUGAAUGAUACACUCGAUCCUCUUGAUGAGCCGUAG
Alternaria arbusti is the source of this 4368-nucleotide messenger RNA. RefSeq lists its product as uncharacterized. The transcript has 7 exons. The record is from RefSeq and is a predicted model, not a curated record. Gene Ontology annotation, molecular function: protein binding; phosphorelay sensor kinase activity. Gene Ontology annotation, biological process: phosphorelay signal transduction system; phosphorylation. Bases 1 to 4368 code for a protein of 1455 amino acids. NCBI's taxonomy places the organism in Eukaryota, Fungi, Ascomycota, Dothideomycetes, Pleosporales, Pleosporaceae.